Messenger RNA from Knipowitschia caucasica, 975 nucleotides. Lineage: Eukaryota; Metazoa; Chordata; Actinopteri; Gobiiformes; Gobiidae. The record is from the annotation of a GenBank genome assembly.
AUGGGCCGUCCAAUCAGAGCAGAGGUCUGUGUUAUCAUUAUGGGCCGUCCAAUCAGAGCAGAGAGUUGUGUUGUAGGAAACUGUGUCGUGAUCAAACCGUCUGAAGUGACUCCGUCUGUGGCUGAGGUCAUCGCUGAACUCAUCCCUAAAUAUCUGUCACAGGUCGUAGCCCGCAGCGUUCUUGUGGCUGCCGCGCAGCACCUGACGCCGGUGACGCUGGAGCUCGGGGGAAAGACGCCGUGUUUCAUCCAUGAGCGCGUGGACAUGAUGGCGGCCGCUCGGAGACUGAUCUGGGCCAAGUUCUUUAACGCGGGUCAGAGCUGCGUGGCGCCGGACUACGUGCUGUGCUCGGCCGAGACUCGUGACGCGCUGCUCCCGGCGCUGGCCCAGAGUCUGAGCCACUUCUACGGCGAGAAGCCUCAGGGCAGCCCUGACCUCGGGCGCAUCGUGUCCGGGCGCCACUGGACCCGCCUCAACGCCAUGCUGCAGAGGAGCCGGGGCCGCGUGGUGCUGGGCGGGCAGGUCUGCGAGGAGGACCGCUACAUCGCUCCCACCGUGCUGGUGGACGUAGAGGAGGACGACGCCCUGAUGCAGGAGGAGAUCUUUGGGCCUCUGCUCCCGUUUCUCACCGUGAGCUCCGUGGACGAAGCCAUCGACUUCAUGAACCGACGAGACCAAACCCUUGGCUCUGUGGUGAACACAGUCCUGGAGAGGACCAGCAGUGGAGGCUUCUGUUCAAACGAUGGUAUCGUGUACAUGACGGUCCCUGGUCUGCCGUUCGGGGGCGUGGGGGCCAGUGGCUUCGGGAACUACCACGGGCGCUGGGGCUUCGAGACGUUCAGCCACCAGAGGGCGGUGUUGCUGCGCACGUGGCCCAUGGAGAUGAUCAACGGCCUCAGAUAUCCUCCGUACACAGAGAAGAACCUGACCUGGCUCCGCUGGGCCGCCAUGCCCAAGAACUGCACCAUCAUGUGA